ACUAGAGCAGGCCAUAGACACACAACAUGGACGUGCCCCACAUCAAGAGGAACGACUUCCAGCUCAUAGGCAUCCAGGACGGGUACCUGUCCCUGCUGCAAGACAGCGGCGAAGUGCGCGAGGACCUGAGGCUGCCCGAGGGGGAGCUGGGCAAGGAGAUCGAGCAGAAAUACGACUGUGGGGAGGAGAUCCUGAUCACGGUGCUGUCAGCCAUGACUGAGGAAGCUGCUGUCGCCAUCAAGGCCAUGGCAAAAUAGGGGAGAUGCAGGUGUGGGGCAGGGG
Pezoporus occidentalis (night parrot) is the source of this 282-nucleotide messenger RNA. Its product is annotated as eukaryotic translation initiation factor 5A-1. The transcript has 3 exons. The coding region runs from base 27 to 257 and encodes 76 amino acids. Gene Ontology annotation, molecular function: ribosome binding; RNA binding; translation elongation factor activity. NCBI's taxonomy places the organism in Eukaryota, Metazoa, Chordata, Aves, Psittaciformes, Psittacidae. The record is from RefSeq and is a predicted model, not a curated record. Gene Ontology annotation, biological process: positive regulation of translational elongation; translational elongation; positive regulation of translational termination.